UGUUUCGGCAUUAAUGGUCGCGAAGCCUCAGUGAGAGCAAAAACAGCUGUUUUAUCGGUUGAUUAAGGAUAAAGUUAAACACGAUUAGCUAUUCAAGACUGAAAUGAGCAGUGGACAAUCCGUUGGCCAAGAUGGGCCGGCAACUCAAGCACAAAAUGAACUGUCAGAUAGGCGAAAUUCUACUGAACUGGCCUCGACGCGAAGGAGAAGAAAGAUCUUCUGGGUGAGCAUCGUGUGUUGGCUGAUGAUUUUGUGCGUAACAGCUAUUAUAAUUAUAGCUGUUGUACACUUUCAAAACUCUAAAAGCGACAUAGAUCAGAUGAGUGCAGGCGCUCUUAUUGGAUUUGGAGUGUUGCUUAUUUUUGUGCUUUUGUGGUCGGGUGUAAUUUACUUCAAGUUUUAUCGUUCGAAAUCGAGAAGGGAUCCGCAACAAUACAGACCGAGCCGAGAAGAGUUUGUAGCCUUUGCCUCAAACGAGAUCGUUUCAAGAGGAGUUAGUUCAACAAUUUCUACAAAUAAUUCUGCAACGUAUAGUCGAUCUACUAAUAGCUCAGCCGAAGGGAUUAAUCCUGAACGUAUUAUAUAUCGCGAACGACGCUAUGACGACGAGCGACGUUACAACGACGAACGACGAGUUAUCGAUCAGGCCGUGGAAACGCCAAUCAUGACUUCGAUUCCAAGUGCGUCUAGAAUGACACGAGAAUACAUCGAUCGCCAACUUGCUCUUGUCGGGAGAUCACAUGCAACACAUCCUCCUGAACGCCAACGAACUGAAGCCGAACGCCCACGAAUUAUCGUCGACUCCAAUCGUGCUCCUCCUCGUCAACAUCAUCGGCACUCAGUUCCAAUGCCUCCACCAUAUCAACCACAGGUAGUCCCUUCAUAUAGAGCAUCAGCAAGUUUACCCGCGGGUACCCCACCACCUGCUUAUGACAGAGUCUGUGGCAGGAGGAACCGACGCGAGUCGACGGCGUCAGAAGACAGCCAGUGUCUGAGUCCUCCGGCUUAUCAGUCGCGUCCUCCAUCACCAUCAGGUGGGAUAUCACAGGGGGUAGAUACCACCAACAUGUACCUUAAUCUACCUUCCCAACGACCAAGACUGGUGGUCGGUCGCCCUGUUUCCAUGCAAUUUCCUGUUGAAAACAUGAGACGCUAUGAAGUAGCGACGAGCCAACCACGUCAGCAAUUGUCACUACCAUCAACUGGCAGAAUUUUGUCAGAAAAUGCCAUUUAUCCUGUGCCAUCGAGAGCAAGGCGAGUUUCGCCUCCUGCAAUACAAACUACGGCAAUCACAUCAAUGGCGCCCUACCAUCAACCACAACACAGAUCAUCAGCAUCUCCACAUUACCAUGUAUCACCCCAUCUGCCAAAUUCAGCAUCACUUCCCCCCCUUGCCCUUGCACGGGGCCCACCAUCAAGUCCAACACACCAGCCUGUUUCACCACCAUAUCCUACAGCGCAUGUACCAUUUUCUCUCCCUGUCUUAGCUUUAGGUGCUCCAGAAAGCACGUCUCGGCUUUCGCUUACGUCAAACCGUCCUCCUUCUCCAAUACAAGAAGCUACUGAAGACAAUCAGGAAGAAAACGAGAACAAUAAAAUUGAAACGCCGCCAGCGGCGACAAGUGAAGUACGCAGACCUAGUGUCGUUCUUGUCUAUUUAUCACAAUCACCAGAGGAGGAUAUAAUCGUAUAAACGUAUAAGAACGUUGACAUUCCAAGAACCGUAUGAGCUUUUCUCUGUCGAAUCAAUGAGACUUAGGCUUGAGAAAAGAGGAAACGAAAUGAACUGCCUAAAAUAUCUAAAUGUGCUUUCAUUUUUAAAGAGCAACAAAGGAAACAUUUUGCGUAGACGUUGAGAUUUAAUGCAAUCUCGUACAUGAUAUAUAACUGUCUGCCUGCUUGCAAUAAAAUUGUUAUUAAUUAAUUCAUUCAAUUUUUAAUAUUUUAUUAUUUAUUAAAUCAAUGAUAAUUAUAAAGAACCUCUUAAUCAUAAUUGCACACUGUUGAAACAAGGGCUAUUAACGAAACGUUAAGUAUUACAGUAAUUAUUGCUAACUUCUUCUUAUGAAUGAAAUAUCUAAACGGUCGUGACGAUGAUCAAUACAACAAUUAUUACGUAACGGGAAAUUUGUUUAAGUUGGAUCAGAAGUAAAAUAUUACUGCAGUGAUUAAAAACCAGGAUUAACAGGCUUGACAAAAAAGGGCAAACUUUCGACUUACUCUACAUUACUUUGUCUAUGUACAAUUUAAAUUAUGCUGAAAUAAAA
Molecule: messenger RNA, 2267 nt
Organism: Pocillopora verrucosa
Lineage: Eukaryota; Metazoa; Cnidaria; Anthozoa; Scleractinia; Pocilloporidae
Source: RefSeq, a predicted model, not a curated record